Adineta ricciae is the source of this 1053-nucleotide messenger RNA. NCBI's taxonomy places the organism in Eukaryota, Metazoa, Rotifera, Eurotatoria, Adinetida, Adinetidae. The record is from the annotation of a GenBank genome assembly.
AUGCAAUUGAGUAUAGGAUAUGUUGUACCUAAUCAGCCCAAGUUUUGUCCAACAGCUAUUUGGAAUCGAAAUGGAUCUACAUUUGCUAACGAAACAACACUUGGUUUUAAAACUCGGAGCAUUUUCAUUAAUCCGAUGAACUUCGUUUAUUUCAUUCAUGAAGAGAAGAAUGAACUUUUAAUAUGGGAUAAUAAUAGUAGCAAUCCAAUAAAAAGGUUUCCUGGUAAUUUUUCAAAUCCAGCAUCCAUUUUUGUUACAAAGGAUGGUAAUAUUUAUAUUGAUAAUGGUGACAAGAAUGGUCAAGUGCAAAAAUGGAUACCGAAAAUAAAUAAAUUGACUACUGCUAUGUAUGUCUAUUCAUCAUGCUGGCAGCUUUUUGUUGAUACUAGAGAUAAUCUAUAUUGUUCAUUGCCUACUCAUCACCAAGUUCUAAAAAACCCGUUGUAUGACCGUGAGACGGCUGUGUCUAUUGUUGCUGGAGCAGAUAGUGAAGGAUCUAGCUCGGAUGCACUUUAUGAUCCUAAAGGUAUUUUUGUUGAUGCAAAGUUUAAUUUAUAUGUAGCCGAUUGUGGAAAUAAUCGAGUACAGAAAUUUGAACCAGGUCAGUUAGAUGGCAUCACAGUUGCAGGUGAUAGUUUGUCAAAUCAAACAAUUCAACUUAAUUGUCCAAGUGGAAUUGCAUUGGAUAGUCAGAAAUAUUUAUUUAUUGUGGACAGUAAUAAUCAUCGUAUUAUUGGUCAAGGACGGUAUGGUUUUCGAUGUUUACUCGGUUGUUAUGGGCAGGGUACUGAUUCGACACAAUUAUCAUUCCCAUCGACUCUUAGUUUCGAUCGUUUUGGCAAUAUGUAUGUUUUAGAUCAAGGAAAUAAGCGAAUUCAAACAUUUCAAUAUUUAGAAAAUACUUGUGGUAUGUUUCUUAGAAAAACAUAUAAGAUGGGUGAAUCCAUGGAGAUCCAGCCACUUUUUGGAAAGGUUUUUUUUUCGAUUUUUUUUCACUUCAAAAUGCCGGUAUGCUUUAGAAAACACUUUUGAUGAAAAAAAAAUUAUGUGUUU